Darwinula stevensoni is the source of this 561-nucleotide messenger RNA. The record is from the annotation of a GenBank genome assembly. Lineage: Eukaryota; Metazoa; Arthropoda; Ostracoda; Podocopida; Darwinulidae.
AUGAAACUCAUCAUUCUUGACCGUGACGGCACCAUCAAUCAAGACAGCGAUGACUUCAUCAAAUCGCCGGAAGAGUGGAUUCCCAUUCCUGGCGCAUUAGAGGCCAUUGCGCGAUUGAACCACGCCGGCUGGCAUACCGUGAUCGCCAGCAACCAAUCGGGCUUGGGUCGGGGUUUGUUUGACAUUUCGGCACUCAACGCGAUACAUGCCAAGUUGCACAAGCAGCUCGCUGCAUUGGGCGGCCGGAUGGAUGCGAUUUUCUUUUGCCCCCACACACCCGAUGACAACUGUAACUGCCGCAAACCUUUACCAGGUUUAUAUGAGCAAAUUUUGGAUCGCAUGGGAAUUGAUGCCACUGGUGUAUUGAGCGUGGGUGAUACCUUGCGUGAUAUAGAAGCCAUUGUUGCAGCUGGUUGCGAGCCGCAUUUGGUUUUAACAGGAAAGGCCAAACACCUGCGUGGCCAAACUUUACCGCCUGAAUACCCUACUCAUACCACUGUGCAUCAGGAUUUAACUGCGUUUGCAGAUUUUGUGAUCAAACGCGACAAGGCAAAAGUAUGA